CUCAGACUGCCGCAUCGGCGCAGGUGAGCGCGUGCCAUCACCUGCUGGCUCCUGCUGGGUUUCAUGAAGAGGAAAGUGUUUGGAGCUCCCGAUGUCCACUCCGGCUCCACGGGUCCAGUCCGAUCUCCUAGUCCCGCAGAUUCAAGCCAGAACCCGCUGCUGAGAACCAGCUCCUCAACAGGUGUUGGGGAAAGGUGUUCAAGAACCUGAUAAAAUAUGUCCAAUGGGAGGGACGCAAAUACCUCCGAAAACUCUUCUGAGAUGAUGCUAAAAGAGUGCCUGGAUGAGUGUAUGGAGGCCUUGGAUCUCUUCCUUAACAACCACUUCACUGAGAGCCUGGAGAGGCUGCGGCCAAGAGUCAAUGAGAGCAUGUACCAUGCUCUUAUCUACGCCACGGUGCUGGAAAUGCAGGCCAUGAUGACUUUUCAGCAUGAUGAUAUCUGCAAUGCAGGAAAUACCAUGAAGAGUGCCCAGGAGGUCUGUCAGAGGUUUCGGCGGAAAUCACCAGGUUUGACUAAUAAGACAGCGGGGGAAUCACUCUCUGAAGUGCAGCUCCAUGCAGAAGUGUGUUAUGCAGAGUGUCAGCUGCAGCGAGCUGCUCUCACCUUCCUACAGGAUGAGAACAUGGUGAAUUUUAUCAAAGGAGGAAUUAAAAUACGAAACAGUUAUCUGAUUUACAAAGAGUUGAAUUCCUUUAUCAAAUCUAACAACUGUCACAAAGGAGCCAGUCACACUCACCUAGAAGGAGGGGUAUCAUUUGGAGUAGGGGCAUUUAACUUGACACUGUCCCUAUUUCCUCCUCGGAUACUUAAAGUUUUGGAAUUUGCAGGGUUUUCCGGAGACAAGGAAUAUGGUCUGUCUCUUUUGUGCAACGGUGCGACGGGGAUGAACCUGCGCUCCAUGCUGUGUGCUCUGCUCCUGCUCUGCUACCACACCUUCCUCACGUUUGUGCUCGGAACAGGCGAGGGGGAGGUGGCGGAGGCUGAACGACUGCUGAAGCCUUUCCGGCUCCGUUACCCUCAGGGUGCAAUAUUCCUUUUCUUUGCUGGAAGAACUGAGGAGAUCAAAGGAAAUAUUGAUGGGGCGGUGGCGCUGUUUGAAGACGGCUGCAAGGCCCAGCAGGCGUGGAAGCAGUUUCACCACAUGUGCUACUGGGAGCUGAUGUGGUGCUUCACCUACAAGCGUGCAUGGAAGAUGGCAUACUUCUAUGCAGACCUGCUCAGCCAGGAGAGCCGCUGGUCCAAGGCCAUGUAUGUGUACAUGAAGGCUGCGUACCUCAGCAUGCUUCCUGAGGAUGAGGCCAGACCUUUCGGGGAGGACGAGGUAGAGCUCUUUAGACAAGUACCAGCCCUCAAGCAGAAGAUAGCAGGGAAGUCUCCCCCGACAGAGAAGUUUGCCAUCCGUAAAGCCCGGCGCUACAAAUCCUCCCGGCCCACCAGGCUCCCGGUGCCAGUCUUGGAGAUGAUGUACAUGUGGAACGGCUUCAGUAUGAUCAGCAAACGAGCAGAGCUGACUGAAGGGGUGAUGCAGACCCUGGUGGAGGCGGAGCGCUCUCUGCUGGAGUCCCCCGAAACGGAGUACUCGGUGGACGACCGCUGCUUGAUCCACAUGUUGAAGGGUCUGUGCUUCAAGAACCAAGGCCUUGUCCAGGCUGCAGAGGAGUGCUUUCACAAAGUGUGCUCAAGUGAAAAGAAGAUCAGGUUUGACCACUACCUUGUGCCCAACUCUCUGGUGGAGCUCAGCUUGCUUUACAUAAACCAGGGCAGACGAGAGGAGGCGAUUAAAUUACUGCAUAAGACCAAACACAACUACAAGGACUACUCGAUGGAGUCUCGCACGCAGUUCAGGGUGCACGCCGCGCUGGCCAAGCUCAAGGCCGACCCCGCGGAAGAGGACGCCCAGUAAAGCAGAGCUCAUUAUCCACACGCUCCUCCACCCGAAUGCAGAAGGUUCUGGUCCUUUUUAGCUCGAUAUCCAGCACCUAUUUACAACAAGUGAACAUGGUAUUGCUAUAGUUGUACGUUUUUAUCCACCAAACAAGUAUAAUUUGUUACUUUCAGGAAUGUAGCAGCAGAGCUGAGGGGCUUAAGUCUGUUAACACAAGCCGGACUGUAUAUAGUAUUUAAUAGAUGUUACAUUGUUGGCAUAGCUAACUCUAAAUCUGAUAUGUACUAGAGCAAAUGUAAUACUAUUAAAAUGUAAAGUAAUCAGCUGUUAGUGAUUUAGGUCUCAGUGAUGGGUACAUAAUUAUAUUAUACUGUGCUGUAAUGUGGUUUGGAUUAAUGACUGUCGAUUAGAUAAAUGUUGUAUAAAGAAUUCCUCUCAUAGCCGGUAUACUUGGCACGCUCGGGCAUGCCUUGCAGACAACUGCCCCAUUUCUGGUGGGUGUAGUGAACAUGUCCUGUCGCGUGGUUCUGCUGUGAACGCUGAGGCUUAAAGCUUUCUUCAUCUCGCUGCUUUUGAAUGAAUCAAAAUUCAACAUGAAAUGUUUUCACUGAAGUGAAUUUUCUAAAAGCUUGACAAUUCAAGUUACUUUUGUAUAAACCAAUGAUCUCUCUGAAUAUUUGUUUUAUCUUGCAAAAAUUACCAUCCAGCGAGCAGCCACUGUAUAUAAAAGUUCUUCCUUUUUAAAAAGGAAACAAGCAAAACCUUUUUUUUUUCUGCGUGUCGAAGCAUUUAUCCACCACCCACUGUGUAUAAUUGUAACGUUCAUAUUGAUGCUGGGGUGUUUCACCAUCCUGGAUCAGGGAACUUGACAUAAAACUACACACAAAAAAAAAAAGCGAUGAGCUGUUCAUGACUGAACUGUGAAUAAGGUGUUUAUUUAGACUUAAACGGCCAGGCCCGUAAUCAGCUCGGUAGUUUUAGUGUUUGCCAGCACAGCUUUGUAUUUUGGUGUGAACUUGAGGGGCCACACCCUGGGAAAGAGUCGGAGCCAAAAUGGGUCAUUCCAAACCCAUAAACCAGUAGCUGAACAGACUGCUAAAGCCACGGUCCAGUAUACCUGCAGCAUUAGCAAUGUGUGGAACUAAAUGUCGGCGAACUCAGGAAACGGUCAACUUACACACAAAAAACAUGUCUGCUUGAAAGACUUGAGACAAAAGAAAAGCUCUGAGGAUUUCUUUUUGUUUAUAAAAUGAGUUAACAGGUGUCUCGUAAGACGAAACAAGGACAACUUAAUUUGCUAAUUCUUUUUGUCGGACAAUAAUUUAGGUUUUUUUAAGUACCUGACAUGUUUCGGUGAUUCUUUUUGCUUUCAUCAGUCACAGGAUGGUGUGUGUGACCCGCCAUUCACCAGCUGAUUUUGAAAGAAGGUGUGACUCCCCUGUCAAAUCUGACAAGUGAGUCACGCCUCCUUGAAAGCAAAAGGAAUCGCCAAAACAUCAGGUAUUUAAAAAAACUAAAAAUUCCAAUUAAAAAUAGCAAAUUAUAUUGUAAAGCCAUGGACAAAAUGAACUUUAUUAAAUCAUAUGGACAACUUGUUUUGUGCUGAAGUUGUUCAGAACAGCGUUGACCGCUUACGCUGCCAGUUUAAUAGAUCCACUUAAUGAGAAUGCAUUCAAAUACAAAAGUCCUGCAAUAAAAG
Cololabis saira (Pacific saury) is the source of this 3586-nucleotide messenger RNA. Its product is annotated as tetratricopeptide repeat protein 39A. The transcript is spliced from 18 exons. The record is from RefSeq and is a predicted model, not a curated record. Gene Ontology annotation, molecular function: protein binding. Bases 217 to 1905 code for a protein of 562 amino acids. NCBI's taxonomy places the organism in Eukaryota, Metazoa, Chordata, Actinopteri, Beloniformes, Belonidae.